Molecule: messenger RNA, 1308 nt
Organism: Cucurbitaria berberidis CBS 394.84
Lineage: Eukaryota; Fungi; Ascomycota; Dothideomycetes; Pleosporales; Cucurbitariaceae
Exons: 2
Coding region: 1-1308 (435 amino acids)
Biological process (GO): positive regulation of GTPase activity; positive regulation of TORC1 signaling
Cellular component (GO): cytosol
Molecular function (GO): GTPase activator activity
Source: RefSeq, a predicted model, not a curated record
AUGGACUUCACGAUCUCGCUGGCACACUUCUGCGAGGUCCACGGUCCUACGUCUAUCAUCUGCACCCAAGCCUCGACCUCGCCCUGCGGUUCCUGCAACCCAUGCGUUACGCCACCUUCCGAAGAGCCGCAUUCGGCUUUCUCUUACAACGGCCUGUAUGACCAGCCUACUCCGCUGAAGCUGGGCGGGCGGCUACCCCAGCUCACCUCGCCAUUCGAGACUCCGCCUACUAGCCCACGCUCGCCUACACACAACCCAUACUUCCCUAGUUUUCCAUCCUCUACUGCUAGCAGCUUUGGUGGAAGGAGACCCAGCAGCAGCACCUUUGACGCUGACCCUGACGUAUGCGAGAACUGCCAAAUGGAAGUCCCCAAAAAGUAUAGGGACAAGCUGCCCACUGGUGCUCCUGGGAGCCCCUCCAAGGACGGACGUGGCAGGAACGGCAGUCCUGUGCUACGAAGUUCCCAGAAUUACCCAGUGCGCCGGCCUGUCUCCCGUGGCGAUGCCAGCAGUACAGACUCGUCCGAUGUCUCGGACACGGAGCAGUCCACCUCAUUCGAGAGCCGCCACUCAGGUGCAUACCCAGACUCAAUCCCUGCUUCACCAAUGCUCGUUUCGAGAGGCAUGCAUACCCACACACUGAACUACAUCUCCACCAGUCAGCCACAGUCACCUACCACAUACUCCCUCCUGCGACGCACAUGCAUUCGCACUCUAUCAACAGAGGUCCUUCCCUUGAGUAAACCAUCUGGGCCCAUUAUGUUCGGAGAUUCGGUCGCCGGAUACACCAUUGCCUACGUUUUCCGUCUCCAAGAUCCUCGGUCCCGCGGAGCGAAACGCACAUAUGCACUCAUCGCAAUGGCUGGUCGUGACUGCCGAAGAGCCACCAAGGCCAUGGUAAAGAUCACCGAAGUGUUCGAAAGCAUCGCCAAUCGCAUCGUGGCACUCGCUGAGAGGGUUCUGGAACGGGAGAGUGCCGCGUCGCAAAGCGUAUCCCGGCCCAUGACUGCAAGUGACAGCACCCCUCCUGCUCUUGGAACCUCAGCGUCCUCAAUGCCGCCAACGUUCAUGUCCCCACAGAAAGGGCGAUAUUUCUCCUCCACGUCUAGCUCGCCCACCCGCAGUAUCACGCCAGUAUCAUCCUUCUUGUCAGCCAAGAAGCUCGAUCCUGACGGGUUCCCUCGUGUGUCCCGCGAUGUGAUGAAAGCCAAGAGCUUAGCCGAAAUCGUUGGUCAAGAGAACUUCUUCGUCGAGCUGCACACCCUCUUCUGCGGUCUCCUGCACUCCCUCAUCAAACAGUAUGGAUGA